Molecule: messenger RNA, 11221 nt
Organism: Osmia lignaria (orchard mason bee)
Lineage: Eukaryota; Metazoa; Arthropoda; Insecta; Hymenoptera; Megachilidae
Source: RefSeq, a predicted model, not a curated record
GUCCUAGGGAAGAGGCAGCAGGAGGUUCUAGGUUAAAUUAUCCCUAGGCUCCUCCUCCGAAACGAGCCAUACCAAUUCGUCGGCAGGCUGAAAAUUCAGCUCACGAUUCUUACCGCGUUACAAAUGCAAAUGUCGAGUUCGAGGGCCGAUUCGAAGAGAUUAUUCAAUGCCUUCGGAACGGAGCGAGGCUUAUCGCGCGUACCCGGACGCCUCCAAAGCCUGAUGGACGCUGCCAGUCCACUCACCGCGCGCGCGAUCUCGAUCUCAAUCUGUUCAAAUAUUAAUCGAUGCCAUUCUGGCAGGAUAAAAGUUUGAUUUGCAACGAUCCAGACGAUCCAGACGAUUAUACUCGAUACCCUUCGAAGCGGGAUGAAGGUUGACUUACCAACGAUGGUCUAGUCAGGGAUCAGCUUGCUGCCCUUCCGAUUCCCCUCGAACGUUAACAUUGAAUAUUUUUUAGUUUUACAUUUACACGAUAGUAAGAUGUUUUGAUCGGUUGUCGAGGAUGGAUGAAAAUCGAUUUUAUAUCGAUUCUGCUUCAUCACCGAGCUGCUCGGGAUCCUCUUCUUAUUCUUACGGUUUUCAAGCAUUUCGCUUGUAUUUUAUGGGACGCGUGAUCCACAAUCUCGUGACGCGGUUCAGUUUAGCCCGGCGGAAGGUUAACGAGACGGGCGAGAGAGAGACUGGAUCACGAGCGGGUCCGUUUAAUUACAGAGCCACUGAAAUAAUAUGCUAAAAAUGUAGCAGACACGCGGGAUCGUUUGCGCAACCGGCGAUAAUAAUCGGCGCGCAGAAAAUGAACGCGGCCGACUCGCCACGUGUCCGAAAAUACGACGCAGAUAACGUCAGAGGCAGAGUAAUCACGCCGGUAACCCCGGUGCUCGUUUGUUUCCAUCAAUUUCAUGCAAGCAGCAUGGAGGGAAGGGGAGUCAUCCGUUGCAACGGGCUUCGCGGAUGCCGCUUAUUCUCCCUGACUCACUCAAUAAUAUCGCGUUGGUAUUUUUACUGACCGACCUCACACGGCAAUUCGUCGUUGCGACCGUUGAUAGACGGUUCGUCGUUCGCGGUCGAAGAAAGAAGAGUUUUGCUUGAAACGGUGGGCGGAGGGGAACGCGUGACGGCUAAAUCCUCCGCGAUCAUUCGAGUUAUUUAACUGUGCCGACCGCGCGCGACAGAUGCGUUAAACAGCGAUGACUGACGAGAGGCCGGUUCGCGUCCGAACGGGGAAGAAAUUACGAGGAAUCCCGGAGUCGGCGCCCUGCUUUACGCAUCUCGCCAGUUGGAUCUUCCCAACGAUUUCCUCGCUGGCUGGCUGGCUGGCUGGCUGGCUUGCAUUUUCAAUCUCGCGUUCACGCGAAUCACCGCCCACGGAAUUUUUCUCCUCGUUUAAAAACACGCGACGCGCGUAACGAGAAGGAGAAAACGUUUGAAUUUGUCGGGCGUCGAUCGGAAACGUGCAACGCCUCUAGUGGCUAUAUCGAUGCCACUAAAUUUUCAAGGGAUACGCGUUAGCCGCACGAGAGAGUAAUUUCCGAGUCACGAAACAGGCUUGGCGUUUGCAAGAAAUUACGAAGAAUUCGCCGAUCGCACAGUUCGAUUUCUACAUCUGGCAGGGUCUCUGCGAUUUUCCUUUUGCUCUUUCGCCGAGCUAUUUAUUCCUUCCGCCGUCCGGUCAACUUUUUCUUCGUCCUUGCUCUCUGCCCGUCUCUCUUAUUCCAUCGCCCGGUUUCCCGCCGCUGCUCAUUAAUCGAAUUUCAAGCGUGGUUGGCCAGCGUUUACGGUGGUGCAUUCAGAAAAUUACGCGCCACCGUUUUACGAUCCGGUCGAGUGAUAUUUGUCGGAAAUGAAACGGCAUCGUUCGGCCGAGAGAGGGAUCGUUCGGUGCCAUCUUUCUUUUUCACCUUUUUUCCCCUUUGGUUCUCCCCGUUAAUUGAAUCGCUCGAUUCUGAAACGUUUCCGUUUCCCUUCUGAUCAAUUUUCAAGGCAGGGAAUGCGAGAGGGUUGAUACCGUUAAAAGGAGAUACUAUGUUUAUAUGGACUAUGCGAGUUUACUAACGGUUGACAUACGCAAGCUGGACACGCAAAAUGGCGUGUUAACGACUUAAUGGAUCACGAGAAUUACUGUCUCUCCGCGUGUACAUCGUCAAGACGAUUUCUGUUUCAUAGACCGGGAAAACCUUAAAAUAGUUGCUAAUCGUUGCGGCUAGUAGAAUGCGCAAAAGCAACCGAAACUACGGGAAGGGAAAAGGAAUCCCGUUUGAGAUUCUCCCGAAAAAUCUGAUCUGUGUUAUCAUGAUCGGCAGUCGACUGGAAAUAGUUGAACGACAGAGCACCGCGUUCGUUCCCUUUUUUCUUUUCCCUAGAGCCGGAUUCCGCAGGGCAUAAGUUAGCGUCUGGCGGGUAUUCGAGAAGGUAGCGUCGGCGCCUAGAGCAGCGAGGGCAUUUAUCCAUCGGGGUCCCACAAAACGUGUCUCCGGGUGGCGUGCAUUAUAUGAAAGGUACGAUAUACAUAGCACGUACGACACAAGUAGUAGGGGUAGUGCAGUGGCCCGUGCCGCCUGAAAUACACGGACAACCGACUCUCUGGCACUCGACUCCAUUCUGAGUGUGGCAGCACACCGAAGAACUUUCUCCCCUUGCCCCCUUUCCUCCACCUACCACUUUCGGUCGUUUGCUUUUCAAACGCGUCUUCGUCGUUUCAUUCUCUCCUCUCCUCUCCUCUCCUCUCUCGAGCUCUUUACACACCAGUUGUAUCCAUGGCUUUCUCGCCUCUCUCGAUACACCAGACGCUUUCCUAUCGCGUCCUUUCCUCGUCUCAAUUACGCGCGCUUUUUUCCCGCGCCCUUUCUUCGAUCGUUUCCGUUCCUCCUCCUCCUCCUUUUUUUUCCCCCCUCUUCAACGGUGACGAAACAUCGGAACCCUAACGAAUGGUUUCAACGCUUUCUUACAGCAUCGUGUCGCGUAUUCUUUACGACCCGCACCCCUCGUCCUCUCCGGGCUGACUUACGUUAUUUCCUUCCAUUUGGCACGCGUUAGUCGCCCGCGAAUGAUACGCGCUAUAAUUUCGCGGCUUCGAGCCGCUGAUAUACGAGCGUGAUGUAAAUUCUUACGAGAUCCGUCGCGAGUUUCUAUUUUCACCACCGUCCUCGCGGUAUACUAAAUCGAAGGAAAAUUCUGAUUACGUGCCUUCCGAGGUUAUCGUCGGAUUAGGCUGUUAAAACCCGAUGAACGGCAACCUUAAAGAAUGCUUUAAUUCAAUUUCAACGAAUUUCAAAUGGUAAUGCAAUUAUCUUUCGACUCGGUUAGAUCUUUCUGUGACAUAAUAUGGUAAUCCAGCGAUGACCUAUGCCGAGCACCGAUAGCCAUUGCUAUUGUAAUCCACCGUUGACCCAGUAUGAAAACCGUAAUCGUCUUGCAACAAUCUAACGGUAGUAAUCAAUAUUAUUGUUUGAAAGUCCACUAGGCCUACAUUGUUUUAUAAUAUCGACCAGAUAACCCGAUUUAACGUCGAACCGUGUCUUUGGUUUCCUCGAAAGGUUAAUCGCAAAAGAGGAAAAGUAAUCGCGUCGCGUCGGUGGAAACGUUUCGCGCGGCUUCUAAAUGCAGCGAUGCCGGCCGAUAUACUCGGAUAAAAAAUAUAUUUUAUACCAGGAGAGAUAGACUCGAGAAGUUUACGCGUUAUCUAAAAAUAUCGUGUUCGAAUCGUUCCAUCGUGGAACGGCGCGAGAACGGGCUCGCUGAAAGAACGUGUUUUCACAUUUUUUUAAAAGGGCUACGACGCUCACCGUUAUUAACAAUCCAAUGUUUUUCGCACCUUGCUACCAAUAAACUUGCCUACUUCUCUUGACUUUACAACGUUUGCUUUUGCCAGCCUCGUGACGUCUUACUCCCCGUCGAGUUUCCCUCCGCCUCUUCCGAUAUUUCCUUUCUAUCUUUUUUUUUUUUCACCGCCGUUUUUCUCUCUCUUUUCAAUUUCCAUUUCGCACGUCAACGCGAAAAGAAGCGAGCAAUUUUGCUGUGAAAAUCUGCUGUCGAAACGAAAUAGAACGUGCGGUGUUUCCGUUCGCAAAACGAAAGUCGAAAACAACAUCGAGAGGAGACAAGGAAUGAAAAAGAGAUUCCACGAAACGAUCGGGCGGAAUCUUGGUUCUCUCGCGAAGAUCGCCGCGAUCCGCGUCUCUUCGCCAUUAUAACGCGCGUCGAAUAUUUACAGUGUAAGCAUUUCGUGGAAUUUUGAAGAAAAGCAAGCAAAUUAAAAUUUCACUAGCCACCGACGGCUCUCGUUCCUCGAACGAGCGCGUCGAUGUACACGAUGAGCUCCGGAUAUCGUACGUUACCUACGUACAUACGUCCGGAUGCGGGCAGAUAUAUGAAACCGUGUUGACUGGGAUGCGUGGGUGGUGCCCCGAUACGUUGCAUCGCUUCGGCAGCGAGCAUUGUCGAUAGGAAACGUUUGGUCGAGAGGCGAAUCGCGACUAACGCGUACAAGUGCACGAAGAUAUGGCGUAGGAUUUAUGCAAAGGAUCCGGGAGAUGUAGGUACCUAGGAGGUUGAAACAAGGUAGAAGGAAAAAGAUUGAAAUCUUUUGAUUUUCAGAGGACCUUCAGGAAAUCAGGAAAUCUAACCUGCUUAGACUAGGUCACUACUGCUACCAGAUGGUAUCUUCAAUAUCCAAGAAUCCUUAAGUUCCACGGUUCAUUACGAAGCCCAUGCACGUGGAAGGUUGCGAGAAUGAUAAAAGAAAAAUGGAGAAAGGUGGAGCGCCAGUGGAGGAUUGUCGACGAAGAAAGAAAAUGUACGUUCGGGAAGCAGAUACGGGAAUUGGGCUCCACCUGGUUCGCGGAUUUGGGCCCGCCCUUUGGAGUCAUGUACUGCAUCAAAUGCGAAUGCAUUCCGGUGCAAAAGAAGCGACGCAUCGUGGCGAGGGUCCACUGUCGUAACAUUAAGAACGAAUGCCCGAAACUUACGUGCGACGAACCUGUUCUUCUUCCUGGUCGGUGCUGCAAGUCUUGUCCAGGAGAUUUCAGUACGGACAUAGUGCAGGAUCUGCCAGCGCAGUUGACCUCCGAGGAAGAGGAACGAAGCUUGAAACUUCUGACUUUUUCAGAUUUUGGAACUCUGUUAACGGGUAGGACGUCCCAGGUGCUGCGUCGCGACGAACCCAGCCCGACAUCGAUUUACAACAGCGCCUACAACUACGUGGCCACCGGUCGUUUCACUUUCCAUCGCAAGAACCUCUAUUACUCGUUCUAUCUGUCUACCGCGACGCCUCGGCCUCGGAGCAUCCAGUUCGUGGACGGAUCGGGCAGCAUCCUGGAGGAGCAGAUCGUCGACCCGAUCGGUGGGGUGUAUCAGAAUGCGACGGGUAAACUGUGCGGCGUUUGGAGGAGAGUUCCACGGGAUUACAGGAAGCUGCUCCGCGAGGAACGUCUGCACGUUUCUUUUAUAUGGGAACCGUCGGCCACCCUGACCGGACAGUUGUCUCGUUAUCGCGCCUUAUCCACGGAACAAUACUCUUCGCUGUUGGAACCAACAAUGGGUGUUGAUCGUUCGCUGAUGUCCGGCGCCGGGGCUACAGCCAUAGUUUCUGCAUCCUCCGCUUCCGCCCCGUCGAUUCACGUGUCGCUGGUGUUCAACGGCGUUUUCUUACCGAACGACGUGCUCGAGGUGCCAUUGAUCGUGCAGUUGGAGCACGUGGAGAAGGAUUACGUGGUGCUGCGGGAGGAGAUCAUAGUGAAGAAGCCGUCGAACGAGUUGAACUUCGGGGAGGUCCGUAGCGCGCUGUCGGGAGCGGAUCUACGUCUUCUGACGCGCGGCAAGUUAUCCAUCAGUAUAAUGUCCAAGAAGGACCCGCAGGCGAUACGAUUGGCCGGCAUGGUGGGACCCCGCGCUACCUGCGACAUGUAUCAGACGUUGCUGCUGUCGGAAACGCCUUCGGCGGCCUCUGGACUGGCCUGGGCGUUUUUGGACCGCGCUGGAUCGUUGCGUUACGGGGUCCAGUUGAUCGGUCUCGAAGAAGAGAGUCCUCUGGUGACCCUCGUGGACGAAGGAGGCAAACGUCGCACCGAACUGGAGGAUCUAACGCCGUCCUUGGUCGAUGGUCUGGCUAAUGGAUCCUUGGACCGUCCAGGACCUCGUCUUCUAGAGCCUUUGUUCAAUGGUGAAUUAUCGGUUGUUGCAGCUUCUCAUGUAGGGUCCAUGUUGCGUGGCCGUCUCUAUCAGAGACCCGUAGCCGAUGCCAGGGACACCACUGCGCCUGUACUGCUUCGAAGAUUGUCCCAGGAACCCGUGCAUCCUGGUCCAGUUGGUCUGGUCUGGGUAGCAGUGGACUUGGACUGUUCUCUCCAUUACGAACUCGAGAUUGCUGGCUUCCCACAGCCAUCUCCCACCUCUGAUACCGAACCUGGAACCUUCCGUUUGUAUCUAGAGACCAUGCCGCUGUUGGCACAGGGCGCACCUGUCGCCAGAAGGCUCCUGGAGGAGUUCACUGGAUAUGUCUUGGAAGGUUCCGUCACUGGACUCUCGCCCGUGGAAUUAUACAGAAUAGAAUCUGGUAUCGGUUUCCUAGAAGUGACCGAUAAACAAGCUGAAAGGAUCCUGAAGGCUCCUUUCAAAGCCAGGGCACCCCUCAACUGUCUCCCUCAUUACGCCGACAACGAUGUUGCCUCUGUGGUCGCGUACAAUCUGCAACCGCCCCGGUCUGACAUCGAAACCGGUGCUUGUUUCCACGAAACUAGGUUCUACGAGGAAGGUACCCAAUGGACCUCGAGCACGGAUCCAUGCUCCAUGUGCCAUUGCUUCCGCGGAUUGGCGCAGUGCGACCCGGUGCCAUGUCCGACCCUCACCUGUCCACAGGGCAAACAACUGAAACCUGCUACCGGCCACUGUUGCCCUAUUUGCGCGGGUCCCGGUAUCAACGUGAACGGUACAGGAAAAAACGUUAGCUCGGUGACGAGAGGCUGCACCCUGGCCGGUCAGUUCCACUUACCAGGAGCAUCCUGGCACCCAUAUCUACCACCUGCUGGAUUCGAUACCUGCGCGGUGUGCACAUGCGACCCGGUCACGCUAGAGGUGAAAUGUCCGCGGGUGCAGUGUCCGCCAUUGGACUGCGACGAGAAGAUCGCCUUCAGACCGAGCAAGAAGGCCUGCUGCAGACAGUGCCCGACGACGACGCCCAGUACCGCGAACGCCGGCGUCGCAGCCGGCGAUACGACCCGUCUACCCCGCGACCAAGCUGUACCCUCCACCAGACGCACCCCCGAGGAGAUACUCGCUUCCGGUGGCUGCAAGUACCCUCUCGGCGGACCGUACGAGAAUGGGAUGGAAUGGCACCCACGUGUCCACUCCCACGGGGAGAUGAAAUGCGUCAAGUGCAGGUGUAAGAAUGGCGAGGUGAGAUGCGACAGGAAGCGGUGUCCACGGGCGCUCUGCAACUCGAUCAGCCAUCAGAUGAAACGCGGUGAGUAUGUUGGGGAGGUGGACGACUGCUGCACGGUGCAGUGUCGUAGGGCGAGGCGUCAUCAUCGCAACAAUCACCACCCGGCCCGGCAUUCCGUGACGCCACGGGAGCUCAGCUGAGUCGAGCCGUCCGAAUGAGCCUCCUUCGAGCUGUCCUGCUUCGUGGAAACGUUCCCGGCCCGUCUUUCUCUCGGUAGUCAUCGGAUACGAGAUCAGUCGUCGAUUCAGAGAAAAAUGGAAGAACCGUAUAGCUUCGAAUAGAGCAGUCGUAGUUGGUGGUCGUUUCUUUCGCAUCUUGGUCUUAUCAGUCUGAUCCUAAAUUCGUUCGAUCUGCAGCAACCAGCGUAGAAACAAAGGUGGAGAAGAACCGAGAACGGGGAGAGGAUCUUUAGCGAACAGAAUUUCGCGUUUCUUACAAUUCUUGUAGAUUGGAUCAAAGAAACGGUAUAAGGGGAUCGUGUUUAGGGUUUACGAGCGAUACGCAGUAUCCUGGUAUAGGUUGGCCAGAUAACGAAGGCUGUAAAAUUCAAUUUACGCGAGGACAGAAGUUUAACGAGAGGCUAUCUGGACAGAGGCAAGUGUAUCAGGCAUCUCCUCCGUCGACGAUCUGGCUCGUCCAAUUUCAGCUACGACGUCCGGCAACGAUUCCUCUAUAAUGGAACCGUGUUCCUCGCAUUCCUAUCGCUCGAUACAAUUUAUUAACAUGCCUGAUAAAAAUUGUAAGAAAGACACGAGAGUCUAUCGAUACGCGUUAAGCGCAAACGACGUUACUUCGAAGCCCUCUAUUCGGCAGCAAUAUAGUUGAAACGGAAGAUGGUAAUCAAAGAGUAGUCGUGCGUCUGGAAUGAUCGACGAGUAUCACAGGAAACCAUAAUAAUAAGAAGAACGGUAAUAAUACUGACAAUAAUGUAAUGCGAGCAGAGAGAAAGAGAGAACGUGGAUCGUUCUUGUCGGACGUUAUAUUCUUAGUCUACUGCACGGUCAUUCGGCUAUCAAGUCCAGCACAGAGGAGCGCACCCAUAUAAACCGUCAAACGUUUAUUAAUCAAUUGGCUCUCAUCAACGGAUCAACGGACCGGAAGCCAACCGCUCUCUAUCUUCGACUAACCUCACAUGCAUACACGUACACGACUAUAAUAAAUGAGAAAAGAAAAACGAGGAGAAACGAAUGAGAGAAAGAGAGAGAUACAAGCCUGGGGGUUAGAGAGAAGGAAAUUUUAGUCGAGGCGGUAAACGCAGAGCCCUACCGUACCCACCAACCUCACCAAGUUACCCAGCAACCAAAGAAGACUGAAAAACCUCCGAUGGUGGCAUCAGUUAUCAUUGCGCGAAACACGCUAACGUUUACACUAUAUUAUAUUAUAUCAAAUCUAUACUCCAAUGCAACUUAUCGUUGCUACGGAUUAUUAAUAUUAUUAUUAUUAUUAUUAUUAUUAUUAAUAUUAACGAUGUUAACGUUUUACACUUAUCGUAAGUCUCAUGGUUUCAUCGUUCGCCGUUCAUUAUCGUUCAUCGUUGUUUCAUUUCGUCGUCAUAGAAAUCGUCAUUAAUAUUAUUAAUAUCAAUAUUAUUAUUAAUGUUUCUAUUACUAUUUCGAAUAGUAUAUCGCUGCUAUUAUUAUUAUUUUGUCAUCGCUUGAUGCUAGUGUUAACAAGUUGAAAAACCGCCUGUAAUCUCAUCGAAACGGUUUCGCUCUUCGUUUUAUAAGCCUAUUUGUUCUUUCUUUUUUUUUUCUUUCUUUUUGUAAGUUAUAAGCUUAUUUAUUGUUAGGUUCUCUAAGUUAUUCAAUGGCGAACUCGUGACUGUAAUUUCGAUAGAGGACUUUGUCGAAUUUACAGAGGAGUAUUUCUGCGUUAAUUUAAACGUAAUGCUUGAAUAGUCGUUGUCAGUGAAUGGGUGUUUAGGUGUGCGUCAGUUUUUUAAACGUGUGUGUUUGUGGAAGUAGCCGAAUCUUUUGAACCACGAAUUUCGCGGUGACGAGUAGAGGAUAGAUCGUGUAAAGGGUGUUUGUGAAACAUGGCCAGACUUCUGCUUUCUUGUCUUUGUCUUUGAAGAAACGUCCUCAAAGUGAGAAAGGAAACGUGUUCAGCCUCGUAACGCAAAAGUUGUUGCAUAACGAGAAAAAAAAUUGUCGUUGAAGUAUUUCAUUUUUAUUUAGAAUUUUACAAAAUUAUAGCGUUAAUUAUUAACCUUGGAAACCCAUCGAGCCUAUUAAUUAGAAAAUAUUGAAAAUUUCCAAGGAGAGCAUUGGGGAUAAGUGGCAGAGGACUCCAUCUUUUUAGGGUUAAUUAUCAGGAUCUAAUCUUUUUAUACAUUGUCAGUCAUCUAAUCUAAGUGUCUGAAACAGUUGUUCGAGCAAGCUUGCGGAAAACGAGCGGUGACUUGAUCACCGAUGAAAGACGAGAAGAAAUCAGGGGUAGCGGUUUUGCGCGUAGCCGUGGCAGCUGGUAGGCCUGCUUGCUUUCAACACUUUCAACGCGAUACUUUUUUUCUUUUCUCCAAUACCGUGAAACUGUAACUGUUUACAUGGCCAACAGGUUCGCGACAAGAAAGUGAACACAAGCAUACUGUGACCUGCUACUGAAAAUCGCUAUUCACGGUUCCUACCUCCGUAAGCAUAAUUUUGAUGGCUGACUUUGUUAAUACAUUCACUGCAGAUACCAUGGAUUACCCGGUAUUAAUUUUAUUUAUUUUAUUCAUUUGACGAUUAUCCAUGGGCUACAUUGCGCAGCUUUUUACAGGAGGCUUAAAUAAUUUUCUAUAUGUUACUCUCGUUAUGCAACAUACACGAAGCAGACUCUACAGGAUAGAAGCCUCAAUAAUUAAAAUUGUCUUCCUUUUCGCAAAAUACCAUCGUUCGAUGGUACUAGAAUAUCCAUGAAAACGUAGUCGAAAUUUCGAAAAGAUUCAAAGUAAUCGUGCCUUAAUCAUCGUGCAUGUACAAGUUAGUCAACGCUGUUAGAGGGUAGCUGUUCGCAGUAGAGGCCUUAAUGAUGAUCGAAUUUCGAUAUUUUGUACAUAGACGUAUAUAAUAGACGAUAAGUUAAUGGUUUAUCCAAUAUCACGAUUAUUCUAAUUAUUAAUAAUAUUUAUAUGUAACUAUUAGCGUCACUUCUUCAUCCGUGGCUCGUCGAACCAAUGAAUUCUUCGACGGUGCUCCUUAUCAAUAUUAAUCUAUUCUUCUAUUUUAAUACUACUACUAUUACUAUUAUAUUAUCGUCAUUAUAUUAUAAAUAUUAUCUUCACGGUUAUUUAAAGUCAUCCCCCGUUACAACGUGCAUGGUAUAUCCGAUCUUGUUUUAUCAAGAAGGGAAGAGUUUUUAAUAUCGUCCUUUUAAGACACUAUAUCUAAACGUUUACAAUGUUGUAAACGUAUGUAAAUUGUUUAAGAAUCGCGAUCUAGUGCCUUAAAAUACUUCAAUUAACAAUGAAAGUAAUUGGCAGUAUUUAACAAACGUUACGCCUCGUAUGAAUUGUGCUAUAAUCGUGAAAUGGAACCAAAAAUGCCUUUCGAAAUGUGUUACACAUGGAUUAAAAUUACAUUUUUUUUUUAACACGAGAUAAAUCGUGAAAGAGAAUUAAAGAGAAUCAAAGAGAAGAGGAGCAUGGAAAUAGAACGUUAUUCUGUACUGUGCCAAAACGAUUGUCAAUUAAAUCGUAAUUAAUCAUAAUUGUUGCAACUGUAUUACACGUACGAUUGGAUAUAUGUAUGUGUAUUAUUAUUCAUAUCAUGCAGAUGGAAGGAGAGAGAGAGAGAGAGAGAA